Molecule: messenger RNA, 1437 nt
Organism: Symbiodinium pilosum
Lineage: Eukaryota; Dinophyceae; Suessiales; Symbiodiniaceae
Source: the annotation of a GenBank genome assembly
AUGCACUCCCCAGAGAUCCUGGCUUAUGCCAAUGUGACAGCAGCGGGCAACAGGCAGUAUGCAGAAGAGCAUGGUUACGGCUUUCAUAUCUUGGACCAUGUUAUCGACCACUCAAGGGUCCCUCACUGGUCUAAGAUUCAUGCUAUACUAAUUCAUUUGGCAGACUAUGACUUCGUGUUCUGGAUCGACGCGGAUGCUGUCAUCUAUGACCAGACGAAAACACUGGAAGAGGUCUUUGACAUUGAUUCUCAUCUAGAUGCUGAGAUAUUUGCACAAGAUAUAUGGCCAGACUUCCCUUCCAUGCAAAGAGAGGAGCUGAUGGAUGGAGCAACUGUUUUGUUUAGAAACAGUCCAUGGACACGCCAGUUCCUGCUGGAGAUGUAUUACUUCCCUGAGUGCCAGGAGUAUCUGAACUGGACAGAGCAAUACUGUCUUACAGUGGCUCAUAAGCAUGACCUCAUGGGGAUGAAAUCCAAGACUGUCAUUCUGCCGACCCCUCGCGUCAAUCACCACAGGAUCCCCUCGGCUCUGGAGCAGAGGAGCCUCUUCGUGUUUCAUUAUGCUGGGAGGUCUACAAUGGCGCGCACCCGGCACUUCCAACUUCUGCAUGAGGGCUUCCAAUCCACUUUCCAGUCGUCUCGUUAUCAAGACUUCUGGAGCUUCCACGAGCUUUUCCGCAGGCAACAGUUCGGUGGUUUAGCUUCAAUCCAGCUCUGUGUUUUCGGAUUCGGUGAUCGACAUCAGAUGUUCCUAGAAGGCCUUCUAUUCCACUUUCCUUACAUCACGGGCUUCAUUGUGGUUCUGCAGGGAGCUCCUGGCGUGUACACUCAGAUGCAGAAGUCGGACAGGAUAGGGGAGAAGUUUGGUACUCGCAUGGCUGCGUUGGAUAUUCGUGAGUAUCAGCUGGGACGGACUCGGGACGGCAAGGAGUUUGUGAAGAGCUUCUUUUGCGACCUCCUGGUGGUUGGCGUAGAGAGCUGGCGGCACUUGCCACAGGGUGCGCCGGCUUUGGUGCCUUUUGUCACGCAAGGCUUAGAUCCAUACCAGGGUGAGCGUGGCCACGGCUUCGGCUACAGUGCUGUAAAGGAUGCCUUCUUCAUCCUCCUGGAUGAUGGCUGCGAGGUCAACAACUCAGGGAUGACGGCCAAGGAGGGAGCUGCCCUGGACAAGGAUGACGAGACGGGUAAGGACCUGGAGUCCGCUUGCAAGUUCAUGGAACAACUUUACGUCGCCCUUGCCAGGGUUGCUGGCGAAGUGAAGCAGGACAGCAAGCGCUUCCUCGACGAAGACACGGAUCUCUAUUCCCCCCUGGCCGCAGAAGAAGGGGCCAGGACUGGGGCUGCAGACCCUGUCAUCAGGAGUGAGCCCACGUCCUGGGGCAUAGAGACGCUCGGGAAAGCGACUUUAGCCCGGGUUCCUCGCAUGGCCUUUAUCUAG